Messenger RNA from Symbiodinium sp. CCMP2592, 1983 nucleotides. The record is from the annotation of a GenBank genome assembly. NCBI's taxonomy places the organism in Eukaryota, Dinophyceae, Suessiales, Symbiodiniaceae.
AUGGACGGAGAUGUACCUUUUGACAGCAAGGUACUCACAUACUGUGAGAGGGUGUCCAAGAGACGCAGAGUUCUCAACAAUCUCAAGCAGACCGACAUGUAUCACCUCGCCAAAGCGAAUGUGGCCAAAAUAGCUGCCAAAGAGAAUGAUGGCAACAUGAACUCGAACAAUAUGAACUCGAACAACAAGAAGUCUGGACCUGGUCUCCCCAGUCCUCCGAUGACACCACGAGAUAUUGAGGACAUGUCAAAGAGAGAUUGGGAGAAACAGUUUUUUGUCUUCAAGACCAGACUACGUGAGUAUGCCCAGUGCAUGCAGGUUCAAGAUUACAACGAGCUUCUGAAUCACUUGUCCUCGUUCGUGAACUUGGCCUUUGAGGAGGACGAGGACCAGACCUCCUGGAGUGGCAGCACUUUAGACAUCUUCGGGCUCUUGCCAGCACGGUUCGACCCGCUGGAAGCCUCGAACCCUGUUUGGGAAUGGCCACAGCUGGGUGAGGCUUCCAUGAGCCUUCAUCGGGAAAAGUCGAUGAACAGCGUUCGCGGUGCGGAGCAGUCCAAGAUACCUCUGCUGCAGUACGAUGUUGCUCCGCUGGAGGCUGUGAUGCAGGUCUUCCUGGCCACCGACAGCAACAUGCAUAAGAGGAUCUUCGGGGCAAAGCUUCUGAAGCAGUACAAGGCCGUGAAGGAGAUCCUUUUAGCUGGCGACACCAACCGUCUUGUCGCCGAAUUGACCUUCGUUCGCAUCAACGACCUGGCAGUGCCUUCAGAGCCCAUCCAUUUCCUACUGUACCUCGAGCCGCUGAUCGCUUUAAUCAUCGUUGCCAACGGUAUUUGCAUCGGGAUCCAGACGGAUCCGACCUACGAGAAUUGGGACGGCCGCUGGGUACUCGUCUGUGUCGGAGAGACCUGGGCCGGGGAGGUUAAGGCUAGGGGGAUCUUGGGGCGAGUGCGGUUCAUGAAGUCUGCUGGUGUCAAGGGGCUUCAGCUUGGAGGGCGCGGUAUGCUCCAUGUUCCGGAUGGGGAUGACGAAGAUCUGGACGACAGCCCGAAUAGAAAACGGGAACCCGAGAAAGCUUCUACCGGACCCAACAAGCUAAAGAAGCAAGAACCACAGCCAGCUAAGACUCUCGUGGAUGCAACGUCGAGUCUUGCCAACAUAACCCUCGCUGACCUGCGUGGCUUGUUGGACGAGCAGGCCGCUAAGAUCCUACAGGCCAACAACGCACAUACUGAAGGCCUGCUUCACGCUCUCGAGGCCAAGCAGGAGCUGCGGAUCGAGGGGGUCGAGAAACUGACUCGGAGUGUUCAUGACACGGUCGAAGGGCUUCAGGGUCGCAUUGAGAAGAUGGAGGCCUUGAUUCAGAAGGGGUCCGUGCCAGGGCGUGAUGAUGACCGCCGCCGCCAGACACUUGUGUUCGGAGGGUGGGACAGGGAUACGAGGAAGGGCAUCAUCCUUCGUGAAAUCACUGAGGCCAUCAACAAGCUUGGCCUUACCCAGGAUGUGGAUGAAGAGGCCUUCACCACGGGACCGAGGCGAUCGAUUGCCCUCCUGAAUAUGCCACUCCGGCUUCACGAACAAGACUCUGGCAGAAGGGCUAGGAUGCACCGUGUCCUUAUGGCUAUCAACAACGCCGAGGCAACGACUUCCGCGGGGAAACGACUCUGGUGUUCGUACUCCAAGACUAGGGCGGAGAGAGAGACCAGUGGUCACUGCUCGUGGCUUAAACGUACCAUGGCAGCUAUCUCCCAGGACCUUGCAUCAGCACUCGACUUGGAAUACGGAACGGGAUCAGUCUGGCUAGGCGAUAGUCUGGUGGCAAGUGUUGCACGGCAGCCCUGCAGCGGGGCGAAGUCACAUGAGCUCUACACGGUGCCAUCGGAGGAGACCAGCACCCGGUGGGUUGAUCUCGGUGCCCUGGCGAAGGAGUCGGGUCACUCGGUUGAGAAGCUCAGAGGGGCUUUGGAUGCAAACAGAAGGUGA